AUGCAGAUGAGCUCACUUUCAUAUGCGGCAACUACAAAGUCUUUCGACACGGAAACUGCAGAGCACGAGCAGAACGAGCAGAACGAGCGGAUGGAGUGGAUGGAGUGGAUGGAGUGGAUGGAGUGGAUGGAGUGGAUGGAGUGGAUGGAGUGGAUGGAGUGGAUGGAGUGGAUGGAGUGGAUGGAGUGGAUGGAGUGGAUGGAGUGGAUGGAGUGGAUGGAGUAG
This is a messenger RNA of Penicillium samsonianum, 225 nucleotides long. RefSeq lists its product as uncharacterized. NCBI's taxonomy places the organism in Eukaryota, Fungi, Ascomycota, Eurotiomycetes, Eurotiales, Aspergillaceae. The transcript is spliced from 2 exons. The coding region runs from base 1 to 225 and encodes 74 amino acids. The record is from RefSeq and is a predicted model, not a curated record.